Messenger RNA from Fulvia fulva, 3459 nucleotides. RefSeq names its product DNA mismatch repair protein MLH3. Lineage: Eukaryota; Fungi; Ascomycota; Dothideomycetes; Mycosphaerellales; Mycosphaerellaceae. Gene Ontology annotation, biological process: mismatch repair. The transcript has a single exon. The record is from RefSeq and is a predicted model, not a curated record. Gene Ontology annotation, cellular component: mismatch repair complex. Bases 1 to 3459 code for a protein of 1152 amino acids. Gene Ontology annotation, molecular function: ATP binding; ATP-dependent DNA damage sensor activity; ATP hydrolysis activity.
AUGUCGUCGAAGAAAGAGGAUCAUGCCGCCUUGAAAGACAUGUCAAAGCCUACACGGCCUCCAUUUUCACAACCAUCGCCAUUAUCAUCAGCAUCGCCACAUCGAAUCUUGCCACUGAGUGCUGAAGCCAUCUCACAAAUUCAUUCCUCGAAACACAUCACCAGCUUGCAGGCCGUGGUGCUUGCCUUGCUGGAGAACAGUCUGGACGCCAGAUCAAGCGAAGUUGACAUCUCGGUUGACUGGAGACGAGGAGGCUGUUCAAUCAACGACGAUGGCGUCGGCAUCCCCCGAGCAGAGUUUGCCGAGAUUGGUGGUCUUGGAAGGAUGUACUGUACUUCGAAACGUGCUCCUGUUGGAACUUUGUCAACCAGCCCGACUACCACUUUCCAUGGUUCGAACGGCACUUUCCUGGCUGAGCUAGCAGCAAUGUCGUUGCUGAGCAUUACAUCCAUGCAGACAGGCGACCACGAUUCGUCAACCUUGGCCCUUCACCAAGGCAAAACCAUCACCCGAUAUAUGGCUCCUCUAAACAAUGUGAACUUACCCAGCACUUGUCGGCUUCAUGGUACGAACAUAUCAGUGCGGGACCUGUUUGGCAACAUGCCGGUUCGUGUCAAGCAGCGUGCAUUGGUGGCCGAAGGUAGUCACGACAAAGACAGACACGAACUUAAAAGAGGCAUUGUUGCGCUUCUUCUCGCAUGGCCUCUUCCUUGCGCAGUCAAGCUUCGGGAUUCGAGCGGACAGCAUAAUGCUAUGAACAUCGUUGGUCACCAUCCUAGAGUGGCGUCGGCUCUCACGGAGAAGAGCCUCAAUCAGCUCUCUGGCAAAAAGACCGAAUUCGAUCUACGUGAUAAUAUGCCAAUGCUGUUUCACGCCGGACUGGCUCCGCCGGAAUCUGCGUCUCGAUGGGUGCCACUAUCGGCUUCUACUCCUACAAUUGCUCUGAAAGGCAUGAUAUGUCUUGAUCCUGCUCCAACAAAGCAAUGCCAGUUUCUGGCACUGGGCAUCAGCCCUUGCGGAAGUGGUAGUGGUAACAACGAGCUUCCCGAUGCGGUCAACAAAGUCUUUGCCAACAGUAGCUUUGGUGUCGUAGAAGAACGGCCCGAAAGUGCUGGAAACGGUCAGGACCAAGAGACGAAUAGUGGAUACACAGAGAAACAGCUGCAAGCUCAAAAGGGCGUAGAUCGCUUUCCCAUGUAUUGCAUACAGCUGGCUUUCCGCAUGCCAGGUCAGCGUGCUGGAUCAGCUGCCGAGAAUCUCAACGAUGCCACGCUGAAAAGUUUGGUUGACAUUCUCGAGGCAUCUGUCACAGCCUGGCUCGAUAGCCAUGGUUUCCGGCCCAGGAAACGUAGAAGAAGACGGAACGAACUACAGCAACGUCCAGCAGUAGCAUCAAACUCGACUCUACGGCAGUCUGCGGGUUCUACUUCACGAACUCUAUCGUGUCGUCGUCCAGUAUCUCAAAGCUCGUCUGUGCCUGAGCAGAGUUUCAUCAAUCAGGACCGCGACGCACUACGGCCCACUUCUAAGCGCAGAAAGAUCGUCGAUCUAUCCACCGGCGAUGCGUCUGCGGCCAGUAGGCCAAGAGCACUACAAGAUCACGAGGCCGAUGUAAUGCUACAAAGCCACAUACGUGCUGGCAGGCUGGAAGGCAAACCGCAUGGUAUCCAUAGACCGACGUUCUCAGUCACUAAGAGAGCGCCAGAGGUUACGGAUGAAAGAUCUCAACCACACCAUACUGUUGAUCGAAGCAGCCCAGUUCGUUCUCAAGCUACGAUCGAUGACCCUGGCUCCAAGCCGCUGCGAGCAAACAGUCUCGAGAAUGCAGAUCAACAAGCGCACAGCGUCAGGAUUCCAACAUCAGGUACAAUGUUACGGCCUUCGAGCACAGAUCAAAACAACGUUGUAGCUGCCACGGGACAUAGUCCAAAUGAUAAGCCUGCACCAACAAGUGACGACUUUAGUGGUCUAGACGAUGCCGAUAUACUUCAGGCCGAGGAGGACAGUGGUCUUGGUCCAGCUCCUGCUGCUACCUUGCUGGAUACUGAAGAAAUGGGCGGGGAGGACAUUGUAUCCUGGAGAGAUCCGGUCAGCAAGCAGCCGUAUCGGGUGAAUUCGAGGACGGGCGUCGUACUUCCUGCAACAUCGGCUCCCGAGCAGCCUAGUUUGGGAGCUGACACUGACUCGGCAAAACGGCAGAGUGCAGGUAUCAACACUGCCUUAUCAUCGACUGGAAAGCCAUUGAGUCUCUCCAAAAGAGCAGCUCUUGCAGCGAAAGAUGGCACAAAGGAGGAUUUGGCCACGAAAGCUAAAUGGCUCCCGGGUUUCUUGAAAGAGUGGAACAACCCUGUCUUCGUGUCCAGACAGGAAGAGCAAAUAUCCGUCGCCUCGAUCGAUGGGCCGGGCCUUCUCGAGCAUGAAGAUCAAGCCAACUGUUGUGCUCGUGGCGCUGCUGGCCUGCAUACUUCCGUACAAGCCAGCGUUCACGCGGCUGGCACCAAGCUGUCCAAGGUAGCCCUCAAGCACGCACAGGUCAUCGCUCAAGUCGAUCGGAAAUUCAUACUCUGCAAAAUGCCAGCAUCAGCAACGAUCCCACACGUCACAUCCGCUCCUUCCACGCUGCUCGUCCUGAUCGACCAACACGCCGCCUCCGAACGUGUUAUUCUCGAAUCGCUUCUCAGUUCACUCUUUACUAAAGAUGGUGUCGUCGCAACCACGAACAUCGCGCUGGAGACUACCAAAGCCCAAACUCUCCGCUACAUCAUCUCAGCACAGGAACACUCCCUCUUCCAGAAAUACCAGGCCCACUUCAACCUCUUCGGUAUCCAUUACAAUUCCCAACCCACCCAGCCCCUCGCUACCAAUGCAGCAAAACAACAAUACCGCUUAGUCGUGACAGACCUCCCAACCGUCAUCGCGGAACGUUGUUCCAGACUUCCAACGAUCUGCAUCGACCUCCUUCGCUCCGAAAUCUGGAGUCUCCAUGACGGCACUCGCAACGCCGUCAGUACCCUCUCCGCGUCACGCGAACACGAGCUGGCGAGGAAUGAGCCAUACUGGAUCAAAAUCCUACCACUCCUACCACCCAGACUCCUUGCGCUCCUCCAGUCCCGCUCAUGUCGAAGCGCAGUCAUGUUCAAUGAUUUCCUGUCUUUCUCCCAGUGCGAAGCUCUCGUUACAGAUUUGGGAGGUCGUGUGUUUCCUUUCGGGUGUGCGCAUGGUAGGGUUAGCAUGGUGCCUUUGGUUGAUAUGGGGAAAGACGGUGAAGGGAUAGGAACUGGGAUAGGGGAUAUCGAGAAAGAUACUAGGUGGACAAGGAGGUCUAAAGAUGAAAGUGAGGAGUAUGAGAUCAAGUGGAGCAGCAGGGAAGGCGGUGUUGAUGUCGGGGCGUUGGGGGCGUGGAUGAAAGGGAAGAAGCCUGGAGCCAAACACGAUGUAGACGAGAGUGCGAUAGCCUGA